Molecule: messenger RNA, 906 nt
Organism: Symbiodinium sp. CCMP2592
Lineage: Eukaryota; Dinophyceae; Suessiales; Symbiodiniaceae
Source: the annotation of a GenBank genome assembly
AUGACAGUGGCAAACUCAAGUCUUCGGGGUCUCGGUUGGUGCAGGGCCGGAUGUAGCUUAGGUAGCUUUAAGAUCACAACUUUCUAUCCUUCCGAUUUCAUACGCCCUUUAAAAGCUUUAGAGCCGAGCAGGUUCAUUCUGAUUGCUUACAUCGCCUCCGGCCACUUCAUCCACACGGCAACGCGGAACCCCUUCUUGCUGAGGCUAAUCUCGCAGAUCAACGUGGUGGUCGGCGCCUUCUUCGUGAUCUCAGGGUACGUGGCCGCCUAUACUACGACGGAGCUGGGGCAGCGGAAGGGCUCCAAGCGCUUGGACAAUGCGGUUGAGUUCGUGAUCACUCGCAUCAUGGGCCACUGGCCCUUGCACAUCGUCGUGCUGCUGCUCUUCUCCCCCGUGUUCUUGUUCGUGGACAUCUCUUAUAGCGGCGUAGCAACGGCAGCCUGGAACGGAUUCAUCUCCGUCUUCAUGCUCCAGGCCUGGUUCCCCACUUCGGCUGAGGUUUGGAACGCCCCCACCUGGUUCCUCUCGGCCCUCUCGUUUUCCCUAUGCGCGCUUCCCUAUGGCCUUCGCAUCCUCGCCGGGCAGAAGAAGGAGGAGUUGAGGAGAACACUUGUCAUCCUCACCCUGCUGAGCUUGGUGCCGAAGGUGGCCUACAGCAACGACCUGCAUGCCUGGGGCAUCAUGGAAGGCAUGCUAAACGCCAAGACCCACCCUAACUACGCGCUCUUCAACAGCAUCCGCUUCAGCCCGCUGGGCGCGCUGCUCGAGGUCCUCCCCUGCCGCCCAGCGCGUAGGGCUUUUGGGUCGUCGGCUGUAAGGCUUUGGGCUUGGGGUUCAGGGCUCAGGGCUGAGAGCCUUCGGGAGUUUUUUUGGGAGCUACGACCUGAAAGAAUCCCGGACCCCUAA